Colletotrichum destructivum is the source of this 1269-nucleotide messenger RNA. RefSeq lists its product as uncharacterized. Lineage: Eukaryota; Fungi; Ascomycota; Sordariomycetes; Glomerellales; Glomerellaceae. The transcript has 6 exons. Bases 1 to 1269 code for a protein of 422 amino acids. The record is from RefSeq and is a predicted model, not a curated record.
AUGUCCGACUUUACGACGGAAGCCUUCACGCUUCUCGGCGUAGCAAUUGGCGUCAUCGUUUUGCGGACGUACGCGCGGGUCAAGGCCGUCGGCAUUAAGCAUCUGCAGGCAGAUGACUACCUGAUGCUGCUCGUUGCUGUCACAUACUCUGCCGAGACCGCCCUGGCAUACAGUGUAGGGGCCUACUGGCGCGGCCUGGCGAAUAAUGGCAUGACGGACGAGGAGAGGAGGAACCUCGACCCCGCCAGCGAAGAGUUCAACAUCAGGGUCAACGGGUCCAAGACGCAGAUCGCGGGAUGGAUCACGUACAGUUGCCUUGUGCUUUGGCCCGCCAAAGCCGCCAUGUGCACUUUUUACGUGCGCCUUACGGAAGGACUACACAAUUACCGAAAGCGAAUCAUUUGCGGGUUCGUCCUUAUCAUAGUGACCUGGCUGGCGGUGUUCUUCUCCAUCAUCUUCAGCUGCCACCCGAUACAUAAGAACUGGCAGAUCUACCCCGACCCGGGCAAUCUCUGCCAACCAGCCAUCUCCAAAAUUAACAUCCUCGUCACCGUCGUCCUCAACGUCAUCACAGAUCUCUACCUCCUGAGCAUCCCGAUCCCGAUGCUGUGGGGUGCGCAGCUGCCCCUGAGAAAGAAGCUCGGUCUCAUUGUGCUAUUCUCGGGAGGCAUCUUCGUCACCAUGGCCGGCAUCCUACGCUGCGUUCUCAUCAUCUCGAACCCCGUCACCGGCGCACAGCAAGCAGGCUCCUGGGCCGUCCGCGAGACCUUCGUCGCCAUCGUCACCACCAACAUCCCGAUGAUCUUCCCCCUCGUCCGCCGCUGGCUUACCCCCAUCUUUGGCUCCAUCACGACCACCCUGUCACGGGGCACCAACAACAGAUACGGGAACUCGAAGCGGUCGAACCUACCGGCUCCGGGGAGCAUUAAGCUCGGCGACGUCACGGAUGGCGGCAGCAGCAUCGGCGGCAGUGGCGCCCGGAAGAAGGGUCGCCCGCCAUUUAGUCAGUACCCUAUCACCGAGUUCACGCUGUCCGGAAGCGAAGAGCACCUCAACAAAUCGCCGCCCCUGCCAGGGGUCAUCAGUAAGAACGUGGAGAUUCGGGUCGAAGAGUCGAAGAGAGACAUUUCGAGAAGCGGCACGGGGAGCAUGGAUAGCAGCAUGGAGAGGGGGGACGCCUACUUUACGGUUGACGUUGAUGGACCCAGCGGCGGCGGCGGUGACACGCCCAAGGCGACGAGAGGAGCAAGAGCUACAGGGGGAGCAUGA